This is a messenger RNA of Ascoidea rubescens DSM 1968, 3306 nucleotides long. RefSeq lists its product as uncharacterized. Bases 187 to 3147 code for a protein of 986 amino acids. Lineage: Eukaryota; Fungi; Ascomycota; Saccharomycetes; Ascoideales; Ascoideaceae. The record is from RefSeq and is a predicted model, not a curated record. The transcript is spliced from 3 exons.
UUCUUUAUCAAUUGAAACUCAUAAGCAUAUCUGACAUAUGUCUAUAUCUCUAAUAUAACAUCUAUUGAAUAUAAUAUCUAUUAAUUAGAAGAUCUGCUAGUCCAAACCUUAAACCUUAUCCUUUCUACCUCAUAUAAACGCCCAUUUUCCUUUGUUUCUCACUAAACACCAUCAAAGUGAAUUCAAAUGAAACCUCUUUCAAUUGAUCAGUUGCUUAAUGUAAAAUAUACAAACAUCGACGACAAAACUAUUCCCACUACUCCUCUUAAUAAUAAAAAUAAUAAUCUCGACGAACAAAUUGAUUGGCUUCUAACUACAAGCAAUAAAAAAACAUCUGAAAAGUUACAGAUAAGUAAACAAACUGCUGCGUUUUUAAGAAGGUCUGUUCAAUCAUCAAUUAAUAUUGAUUUCAAUUCUAUUCAAAACUCGUCCAACAACCUUCUUAAUAAUCCCUUCAACAACUGUUUUAUAAACAAUCACAAUGAUUUUUUCAUUAACACCACAUUCAACAACCGCUACAACAAUUUUAAAAUUAUUAACAUAAACUUACCGCCAAUAAAAAACUUGAUGAAAAUUUAUGAAAAUCUCGUUUCUAAAGAAUUAACUAUUAAUAAUAAAACUAUAAAUAAUGAUUUUUCAAAAUUCGAUAAUAUCCAAAAAAAAUUGUUAAAAGAACCAAUUAAAAUUACAAAAGUAACAACUGAUUUUUUAAAAUUGUGUUUGAAAAGAAAUACAAGCUUAUCUAUCCACGACAAAUUGGCUUUCAAUAAAUCCGAUGGUCAGAAUAAUAUUAACAAAUAUAAAAUUCAUAACGAAUUUUCCUUGAAAAUAUCUGAAAAACCCACAAAUAUCGCUAAUAGAGAUGACUCAAAACUACUAGUUAAUCUACCAAUGAUCACAAAUAUUGAUAAAUUACUAUCCACAAACGAUGAAUAUUUGCAAUCUCUUUUCAAUGAUUCUGUUUUGAAAAACUCAAAAUCAAUCAAAAAUCAAAUGCUUUCAAUGUCGCAAAAUCAAAUAACCACAAAAGUACUCAAUAAAUGUUCUUUGGAAUCCAAAUUCAAAUUAAAAGAGUUUUAUAUUAAACCCUCAGAGUCUCACUAUCAAGAUUCUGAUUUGAAUUAUGAAAAUUCCUUAUCUUUUUACAAGUCGGUUUUUCCAUCUUAUCCAUACAAUACUCAAACCGAUUUUCCUAAUAUUAAAAAAAUCCAAAAUGAUCGUUACAUUGAAAGUUUAUUUCAAAAUCUUAACCAAUUCUCAAAUAUUUUUGAUGAAUCUUUAAACCAUGAAUUUUCACUUUUUAAAUUAAAACUACCAUUUAUUAAUGACUCAGAUAUAAAUCCAUCUUUAGAUUCCUUUUUCAUUUCAUCUUUAAUUUCAAAUUAUAAUCUUUUACCAAAUCAUUGUCAUGUCAAUAAAAAAUUAUUAAAAAAUAUUUCUUGGGUUCCAUUUAAAAUAUCUUCAAAAAUAACUCGUUUUCCCGAUAAUUUUUUAUAUCAACCAUUAAAUUGCUCAAUCAAUUUAAAUCUUAAUGAAUAUAUAUCAUUAAAAAAAUUCAAUUUACUUUUGAAUAAUCUCAAAACUCUUCGUCAUUUUCAUAUACAUAAUUGGGUAAAUAUAGAAAAAUUACAAAAGAAAUCUCAAGUUGAUAACAAAAAAAUCAAACAAAAUCCUAAUUUUCCUUAUGAAAAAAUUGAUUUAAUUAAUACAAUAUGCAACGACAUUGAUAGGACAACAAAAAGCUUAAUUCAGAAUCAAAAUGAUCAAACUAUUUCAUCUAAUGAAAAUAUUUCCGUCGAUUCUUCAAUUUUAUCUUCUAAUCUAAACAAUCUGCAAGAGCAAGAAGAAUCUUUUAAAACUUCCGAUAUUAAUUUAUUCACAAAAAAUAAUUCAUUGCAAAAUUUAAAACCAGAAAUUAAUUAUGAUAGUUUAAGAAAUUCACAAUUUUUGACAAAUUCAACUGAAAAACUGAAUUUGGAAUCUGUUCAAUCAUUCCAAAAUAUAGAUAUAGGCAAUUCUAUCGAAUUUAAUAAUAAUGAAAUUAUACUAAACUCAACUUUUAUAAACUCUUUAAAUAAAUCAAAAAGGCACAUCAAUGAUAUGCUAGAAAGUUCUAAAAUUAAAGAUAAUUCACUUCUUUCAAAUAAUAUAUCUCAAUAUGAUGAGGAAUAUGAUGAAGAGUUGGAAUCUUUGAUUAUUGCAAAAAAAAGAAAAAUCAGUUCAUCUAAUGAUUUUGAUAAGAAAAUUCAAAAUAAUAUUAAUAAUUUCCCGUUGUUGGAUCUAUUGAAUUUUUCCACUAAUACCCUAAAUAGAAAACCAUCAAAUAAUGAUAAUAGUCUUUCUUUAAACAAGUCUUCCGGUUCAAAUAUCUUUGAAACUAAAGAAAAUAAUCUAAAUAAUAUCGCAAAUAUAAAAGAUAUGCUAAAUGAUAAUUGUGUACAUACCAUUCAAAAGAGAACAAUAAUUUUCAAUAUAUCUAGUAUCGAUAAAAACUAUAACCUCUUUAAAAAUCUAGAAAUGGCAGAUAUAGUUCAUAUACAUGAAUUUGAAUUUGAAUUAACAUGCCCUCAAAUAAAUGAUGUUGAUUUUAUUAUUUCAUCAAUUUCCUGUGCACUAAUUAUCUCCGAUGUUUUGUUGAACCAAAUUGAUAUUUCAACAAAUAGUUUAAUUAUAAAUCAAAAAAUAUUAAAUCUUAAAAAAUAUUUUAAAAAGAUAUAUGUGAUUAUUGAAAUGAGUGAUUAUUUUUUAAAUAAUUCAAAAAUAUCAGGAAGCUAUCACAAAAAUAUACAAGAUCUAACAGAGUUUCAAAUUUUUCUUCUGGCUGCUAACAACAUUGAAUGCUUUUGUAUUAAAAAGACAACCCACGAUUAUCCAUUAAGCUUUUUGUUGUUAAAUCUAGCACAGUCACAAGGAGAAGUUUAUUCUGAUGUCAAUGAACCAGAACCAAUAAAUCAAAACAUGAAAUUUUUAUUUGAAUGUGGAAUAAAUCCCUUUUUGGCAAAAAAAAUUCUAUUGAAAACCACUUUGUAUGAUUUUAUUUUGCUAAAACGAAAAGACAGAGAAAAAUUGUUUGGAGAAUUUUUGACAUUAUAUUUUUUGGAUACAUUAGAUAAAUUAUUCUCAACACCAUGGAUAUUAGAAUGUUGAGUUUAGCUUGCAAGAAUAACAAAAAUAGACCAAUUUGCAUAUAUUAAAUUUAAAACAGUGAUUAUGAUAUAAAAAAAAGAAAUAAAUCAAGAAAAAAAAAGUAUUAAGAAUGAAAGAUUUAUAUAAACAAGAAAAAAAAACAAAAAAACUGGCAAUAAA